Molecule: messenger RNA, 1329 nt
Organism: Xenopus laevis (African clawed frog)
Lineage: Eukaryota; Metazoa; Chordata; Amphibia; Anura; Pipidae
Gene: pgam2.L
Product: phosphoglycerate mutase 2 L homeolog
Biological process (GO): glycolytic process
Molecular function (GO): catalytic activity; bisphosphoglycerate mutase activity; phosphoglycerate mutase activity
Source: RefSeq, marked provisional
AUCGCAGGGACCAGACUUCAGGCUGAGGUUCAUUCUGUCCAAUAAACGUCCUCAGUAAACCUCUACAUUGGUUGAGCCUCCAUUCAGCUGAUACUAGUCAUCUUUAACGGCCACUAUGCCUCACCGCCUAGUAAUCGUACGCCACGGAGAAAGCUCGUGGAAUCAGGAGAACAGGUUCUGUGGCUGGUUUGAUGCCGACCUGAGUGAGAAAGGGGCAGAGGAGGCCCGUAGAGGAGCUCAGGCAAUAAAGGAGGCCGGGAUGGAGUUUGACAUCUGCUACACCUCCGUGCUGAAGAGAGCGGUGCGUACUCUGUGGUACAUCUUGGACGGAGUAGACCAAAUGUGGCUGCCAGUGGUCAGGACCUGGAGACUGAAUGAGCGCCACUAUGGGGGACUGACAGGCCUCAACAAGGCAGAGACUGCGGAGAAACAUGGGGAAGAGCAGGUGAAGAUUUGGAGACGAUCUUAUGACACCCCACCACCAGUCAUGGGAGAAGAUCACCCAUACUACAAGCUGAUAAGUAAGGAUCGGCGUUACAAAGAUCUCACCUCUACAGAGCUGCCCUCCUGUGAGAGUCUGAAGGACACCAUUGCCCGUGCCCUACCCUUUUGGAAUGAAGUGAUUGCCCCCCAGAUCCUGGCUGGAAAGCGAGUACUGAUCGCAGCACAUGGAAACAGCUUGAGAGGCAUUGUAAAGCACCUGGAUGGGAUGUCUGAUGCUGCCAUCAUGGAACUUAAUCUACCCACUGGAAUUCCCAUUGUAUAUGAACUUGAUGAUAACCUGAAGCCAACCAAACCCAUGAGCUUCCUUGGGGAUGAGGAAACUGUACGGAAAGCCAUGGAGGCAGUGGCAGCCCAGGGAAAGGCCAAAAAAUAGAUGAGGAGCCAGAGAUGGUUUUGGGUUCUAGAGUUCAAGAGAGAGGGGGUUAAGGAGAGGGACAGCAGGACACACAAAAACCUUUCUAGUCCCCAUGUUAUUCUUAAAAUAAAAUCAGAAUAUGAUAUUGUGGGAAAUAACGUAGGGACAGGAGAUUGCUUCUUGCUCAUAAAAAGGAGUAGCCACUAUGUAGCUGUUCUUUGGCUCUAUUAUUACAGAACUAUAUAAGGGCAGUGUAGAUAUGAAAUAACAAAUAAUAUAUUCACUUGGACCCAUUUGUUCUUGUGUUAAAGAACAAACAAUCCCCAAAUGUUUUAAUACUCACAAGUAACAUUAUGAGCUCACACUGUUCACACACACAGGGCUGUGAACACUUUCUGUGCAUUUUAGAACCAUUUUGAAUGUUCUUUUCACAUCGUCACCAAUUCAAUAAUUCUGUAUUUUUAUCCAAA